Molecule: messenger RNA, 471 nt
Organism: Penicillium paradoxum
Lineage: Eukaryota; Fungi; Ascomycota; Eurotiomycetes; Eurotiales; Aspergillaceae
Exons: 2
Coding region: 1-471 (156 amino acids)
Source: RefSeq, a predicted model, not a curated record
AUGCCUACUAUCUUCCCAACAUGGCCUCACAUCCUUUUCGGUGUCCUUGAGCCCAUCUCAUUAGCCCUAGGCAGUGCCUUUCCACUAUACGAUAUUCAAGGCUUUAUUGCCGGCCAAACACCCACAGUUGCAGCCCCAGCCACGCUACACCCAAGCAGCGUUGCCCUCGCCUAUCAACUCGGCAAUAUCUAUUCACUCCUCUUCCUAGUCGGCGUAGGCGUGUGCCACUCAACAACAGAGCCAAGAGUUCUACGCAACUACCUAAUCGGACUGGCCAUCGCCGAUAUAGGCCAUGUCUAUGCCACAUACUUGGCGAUGGGUUGGGAUGCGUUUGCGGAUGUUGCGGCAUGGAAUGCUCUGACAUGGGGCAACAUCGGCAUCACAACUUUCCUAUUUGUCAAUAGGAUUGCCUACUUCAUGGGUAUUUUCGGUUAUGCGAAAGCGCCUAAGGCGGUUGCAAAACAGGAGUGA